Molecule: messenger RNA, 1853 nt
Organism: Prorocentrum cordatum
Lineage: Eukaryota; Dinophyceae; Prorocentrales; Prorocentraceae
Source: the annotation of a GenBank genome assembly
CUCGAGCGGGCGCCACCUCCGGGCGCUCCCCGCGGCCGCCACACCUCACCCUCGGACGGUUCCGUAGCCCUCGGACGUCAAGGUCAAGGCUUAGGAAGUAGGAGCGCUCUGUUUCUCACCUGCCCAGGUGCCUUCGCGGGGCCGAGGGAUGGCGAUGCCUAUCAAGCCCGCGGGAUGUGCGGCCGAGUUCAUCGGGAUGUUCGUCUUCGUGGCUUUUUGCUGCGGCACUGCCACCGGCGUCGCAGGGACCAGCGGGUGGGUUCAGCAGGUGGCGCUGACGUUCGGGUUCUGCAUCUUCGUGCUCGCGAGCGCCCUCGGGCGAUGGGGGCUCCACUGCAACUGCGCGGUGACGUUCGCGCUCGCGACCGCCAAGCUCUUUGGCAUCGGGGACAUGGGCAUUCUCCAGGCGGCCGUGAACCUCGUCUUCCAGGUCCUCGGCUCCGUCGCGGGGGCGGCGCUAGUUGCACUCAUCAAGGAGACGGACAGCGACAGGACUCCAGACGGCGUGCCUGGCGGAGGGGCACUCGGCUCCAACAUGCUUGCGGCCGACAUCGGCAUUGGGGAGGCCCUCGCAGGUGAAGCUUUGGGUACCUUCCUGCUCGUGUUCAUGGUGCUGCAGGCCGUCGUGGACAAGACGAAGAACGUCACGAUGCCCCUGGCCAUCGGCGUGGCCGUCUAUCUCGCCCACUCCAUCCUUAUCCCGAUCGACGGGUGCUCCAUCAACCCGACCCGAACCAUCGGGCCUGCGCUCGUCGCGACGUUUCUCCUUGACAGGGUCACCGAUGAGGUCAGCGACAAGAUCUGGGAGCACAUGUGGGUCUUCUGGGCGGGCCCGCUCUGCGGGGCGCUCUUGGCGGUCCUCGCCCACGUGGUGAUGCACACGCUGCCGGGGCAGCCCGACGCGGAUAAGGAGAAGGGAGAGGACAGCCUCAAGGACGACGUCGACACGUCGAUCUGAGCGAAGAUCUCCGCGGAUUGAACGUCUGCCGGUCUUGCACGAAGACCACGAGGAAGCGAACGACGGGGACGCCAACGAACGGCGCAUUGCGAGAUACAGAGUGGAGCACGGGCUCUGAGGUCAGUAUUGGCCUCCACCGCGCGCUGGCAAAGACAACGGCGCGCUCCCCUACAGCCCCACGCCAACCAGGGCGUCGACGCAGCGCGCCCGCCUCGACAUUUUUGGGGCUCAGCGGCGAGACAUGUGUGCCCUCGUAUUGCAGGCUAUGGCGUCCUCCUCCUCCUCCUCCUCCUCCUCCUCCUCCUCCUCCUCCUCCUGCGCCUCAUGAUGUUGCCCUUGCCCCCUCUGUUCUUCAGCCGCGUACGAGCAGAUAGCUUUUCAUUGUGCUGCAUCCGAUUUGCAGCGCAGCGCAUCCCGCACAGGGUCUGCAGGGCAAUCUCGUCAGCAGGCACACGUCUCGCAUCUUGAGGAGCUCGCACACGGCCCGGCCCAUGCGUGCCUCUGACCAGACUGACUUGCAUGCGCUCUUCAGCGGUGUGAGAAAAACAAGUCGCCCCUCGGACGCCCCGCGCCCGGCGUUCGCCUCUGCCCCGGCGUUCGGCGAGGCCUCGGGGGGGGGGGGCGUCGAGCCGACCGUGCUCGUCUUGAGGGUCUCGGUUUUGAGCUCGAGUCUGAGUUGCUCGAGUCUCCUCCCAUCUGCUUCCCCUUCGACGUCGCCGUGCAUUUCGUGAAUCGGGCUGUGGAUUCUCUGCUGCUUCAACAGUUGCCUGAUAUGGGUACCCGGCACGCGCGAGUCGGCACCUGCGCCAGAGGACAUCGAUGUCGUCUCGAAUGUAGGCGAGAGGCGAAGUCGACAGGCUGUGAAUGCGGGGAUGUGAAUAUGGAGAGUUGGGAC